Molecule: messenger RNA, 4252 nt
Organism: Caenorhabditis auriculariae
Lineage: Eukaryota; Metazoa; Nematoda; Chromadorea; Rhabditida; Rhabditidae
Source: the annotation of a GenBank genome assembly
AUGUUGCGGUGCAGGGGUGUCAUUGCAGGCAUCGAUAAACGAUGGGCCUCAAGCGCUCCUGUAGUCAAGCGCAUCAACAAGGUCCUGAUCGCGAACAGAGGAGAAAUCGCAAUUCGAGUCAUGAACACAGCCAGAAAAAUGGGUAUAGAGUCAGUUGCCGUGUUUUCCGAUGCCGACAGAAAUUCUCUAUUCGUCAAAAAAGCCGAUCAUGUAAGUUUUAAAAUAAGUUGUCGCGUACUUGCAUGCAAGCAAUAAGGUACAAAUGAGGUACUCAAAGAUAUCUGCGAUACAUACUUAUCUCUGAAUAUUUCCAAGCUGCAAAUAUUUUUAGUUGAAUUUAUAGGCUUAUCACAUUGGUCCUCCUGCAGCAUCGGAAAGCUAUCUCAACGUGAACAGAAUUAUUGAAACAGCUUUGAAAGCAGGAGCACAGGUUCCAAGAGAUCGUAUCUUCCUUCUGUAGAACUUUAGUCUUCAGGGAAUUCACCCUGGCUACGGUUUCUUGUCGGAAAACGCUGCUUUCGCAGAGAAAUGCGCCGAGGCGGGCAUAGUUUUCAUUGGACCUCCGGUACAGGCCAUCCGUGACAUGGGAACCAAGAGUUUAGCCAAGCAGAUCAUGCAGGACGCCAAGGUUCCGAGUAGUUCUCUAUUUUCAAUGACAUUUUCUUGAUUUAGGUUCCGGUCGUUGAAGGAUUUCACGGGGAAGACCAGUCUGACGCGAAUCUCAAGAGUCACUCGGCUAAGAUUGGUUCGUGCUUUGAAGUUCUUCUCUCAUAGUUGUUGUAUCGUACUAUUCUGGAAAUUCAUUAUUUUUUGAAAAUAUUCGGAAAAGUCAGAUUUUAUCAUCGAGUUAUUUGCUCAGAAAUUUCAGCCAAAAUUAGGUAUUUUCGGAGGGUCAGCGUGUGUUUCAAAUUUUCAAAACAAGUCUUCUUCGAUGUUUUUGAAAAUAUACUGGAAUGUGAAACUCUUCAAAAUAAGUUUUAGUCAAAUAGGAAUUUUCUGAGUUUUCAGUUGAGUUACAGUUUUUAAACCGUUAUUGGCUCGUCGAACAUUAUCAUUCUCAAUGCUUGAUUUCAUUAUAGAAAGUCAUAUGUUAUAAAUUUCAUGUCUCACCUUGUUGUGUUAAAUAAUUUUUGCUCUUAUUUGUGUAUUUUCCUCUCUUUUUCAGGCUACCCCGUGAUGUUGAAAGCGGUUUAUGGCGGAGGCGGGAAAGGAAUGAGAAUUGCCUGGAACGAAGAAGAGUUCGAUGAGAAGCUCGGAUCUGCAAGAAGCGAGGCCAUGAAAUCGUUUGGAAACGACGAAAUGCUUGUUGAGAAGUUCGUUGAGCGGCCGCGACACGUCGAAGUCCAAGUAUGGCGUUGAAAUUAUUUCAGAAAGUGAAGAGAAAUUUAUUUUUGUUUUGGCAACUGAUCUUGGUCGUCUUUAUUUUCUGAUCAUUUCAUUUUUGAAAUGUCAAUAGACAUUUCUAGGUAUUUGGCGACCAUCACGGAAACUAUGUGCAUCUGUGGGAGCGCGAUUGCUCCGUUCAGCGACGUCAUCAGAAAAUCAUCGAAGAGGCCCCUGCGCCCCUCAUUUGUUCGUUUUUCUCAUCAAUUUUCAAAGUUAUAUAUUUUUGUGAAUGGAAAUCCAAAAAAAAGUGUUUGAUCAUUUCGAUCGAAAACUUUUUAGUGUGAAAUAUAUAGACCUUUCAAAUUUUGAGAUAACUUUCGAGUUGUAUAUGUUUGUAAUAGCAUGCGUUUUACACUGUAACGAUUCAAAAAAAAGAAAAAUGAAUCGUGGUUUUGUGCCUCCAGAGACUUUUAAGCCCUUUUUUCCUCAUUUUUCUAUUCAGCACACGAAACUAGACUUCGACUCGGAGAAUCGGCGGUCCGCGCGGCGGCUGCCGUGAACUACGUCGGCGCGGGAACUGUCGAGUUCAUCCUGGACCCUCGUGGCGACUUCUACUUCAUGGAGAUGAACACGAGGCUUCAGGUCGAGCAUCCCGUCUCCGAAGCCAUCACUGGUGCGAGGGUCGAUCUCUCUUCCGACUGAGAUUGGGGUUUUGAAGGCACCGACCUCGUGGAAUGGCAACUGAGAGUGGCGCAAGGCGAGAAGUUGCCCCUGAACCAGGAGCAAAUUCCUCUCAACGGCCACGCUUUCGAGUGCCGUGUCUACGCCGAGGACACUAAAAACGGCGCUUUCAUGCCUACUGCUGGCAAGUUUUUUUUUUGAAUUUGUUCAAGGGGUUUUUUUGAAAUUUUCUUUUUGAAACGAAGAGAAUUCUUAUAAUUUUUCAAUUCUCUCAAUUUCAAGGAGUUUUCAAGUGAAUAAGGCAGUAUCAAUCUUCUUCUUACGCCUUUGUACCGCUUGAGCGGUGUCGGCGCCCCAAGUCGAUUAGCCGAGGUCCUAUCCUAAUCAGUGAUAAUCAGUGGACUGGCUCCAGUGACAUAUCCGUCCUUGUGUGUGACGGCUGGGGAUUUUGAAGUCGUGGUCUCCCACUACCAACAUUUCUUAAACUCCUUGGUUGGGUCGGGGCGGGGGUCGAACUUGUGACCCUGUGGACCGUAGACAGGCACACAACCUGUUGCGCUACGGCGCGCCCCUUAAGGCAGUAUCAAUGAUAUUCAAUUAAGUGGAUAGAAGACAGGAAAAAAAAAUAUAUAUAUAUAUAUAAUCAUUCAAACUUAUAAAUCUCAUAACUUUCUUUUUCUCUUCAAUUUCUCCGAUUUCAGGAAAACUAGACUAUGUUGAUUUCCCAACUUUUGCUCGAAUCGAUACUGGCGUCGUCUCUGGAGAUGAAGUUUCUGUCCAUUAUGAUCCCAUGAUCGCCAAGGUACAGAAGCCUCGAAGGAUUCCUCGAAAACGCUGUGUUGAAGGUCGUCGUCUGGGGCCACGAUCGUGAAUCGGCGGCGAAGAAAGUUGGACGAAGCCCUGGCUCAGACGAGAAUCAGCGGCCUUCCGACCAACAUCAGCUUCGUCAGAACGGUGCUCGCCCAUCCGGAGUUCAUCAAGGUUCGUCCGAAGACUAGAUCAACGGAAGGGCAAUUCUGGAAGAAGAUUCGGGUUUCAGGGCAACGUCUACACGGACUUCAUUCCCGACCAUCAGAAAGAGCUGUUCGAGCAGAUUGAGAAGCAGCCCGAGGUGUUGAUAGAAGGCGCCGUGGCUCGUGCCCUUCUGAGCCUUCCUAAAGCGGCAGACGGUCCCUUCCAAUCUCUCUCUUUCUUCAGAUCCAAUUUGCAGUACAGCCACAAGUAUAAAGUUGGUGAGAAAGUUUUUUUGUUUUUUUCAAAAAAAUUUAACAAUGGUUUCCAUUAUAAGUAUGCUUUUAAAGUCUUUUUUUCUCUAAAAAAAAUUUUAUUUGAUAGUACUUCAUCUACUUGUUGUCCUUCUAGUUAAGUAUUCUAUCCAACAGGCUUUCAAAAAAGCAUCUUCAUCCAGAAUCUCUGAAUUUGUUGGAUGGUCAUUAUUGCAGACGAUGUCGAUGUGACGGUCAAGUUUAUCGAUCCGCGGCACUUCCUCGUCACCUACGGUGGAAAUUCUUUCGAAGUGAAAGCGGCCGACGUCAGACAUUCCGGAAACGAAGUUUCGUUCACUUUGGAGACGAACGGACGCCGUUGGAAGGCCGUCGGAACACAACUCGCCUCCUCAGCAAUCGUUCGUUCUUCCUUCGAAUCAUUCAUACUACGAACAAAAAAAAAAACAAAAAACUUCAGUUUUAGAUAAAGCUUCGAUGAUGUAUUUUUUAUCGUUAUUGCGGAUUCACAAGGUUUUUAACAAAAAAAUCUUUCCACUGAACUUUUGAAUGUAAAUUUCUUAGGAUAACUUUUAAAAUGCUAACAGAACAUAAAGAAUCGGAAAAUCAAUAUUUUGAGGUGAAUGGUAUCGGUCAGAACGAGUACGACACUCUUGCGGACAUUUACGGAGAAGGAUCUAGUCCCACUUCGGCUGCAGGGCCCGCCGUCUCUGCACACGCUCCCAUGCCCGGAAUCAUCGAGAAAAGUUCUUGUCAGAAGUGGCGACGAGGUUCUCUUUCUGACUUGAAAGUUUCUGAUUCUUCAGAUUGGAAAGACUUCAAAACUCCAUAUGUCGUUUAAGGUGAGAGGAGGUCAGCCGCUGGUCGUGAUGACCGCCAUGAAGAUGGAGUACAUCAUUCGCGCGCCGAUCGACUGCGUCAUCACCGCCGUCAACUGCAAACCGGGCAAGAACGUCCCCAAAAACGCACAACUCGUCAAGUUCGAAGCCGUCGACGAGAAACUCAAAGUAACCAACACCUAG